CUGAUCGAGGACCCGCUCUAACUCCAGUACACCCCCACCCCACCCAAACUCACCUCUACCACAUGAUAAAUUCACGUGAAAUUGAAUUUAUCUGGAGGGGUGACGAGAAAUUGGAGUUCUAGUAGGGGGGAGAGAGAGAGAGAGAGAGAGAAAGAGGGGGAAUGGGAUCGUGGCGGUCGUGGGUUUUGCCGUUAGAGUCUCUCCACCUUUCUCUCUUCUCCACUUUGGCCACAACAAGUGAGAGAAAGUGUCGAGAGAGAGAGAGACCAAGAGCUGAAGGGGGAGGAGGAGGGAGGAGGAGGGGGAGGGAGAAGGAGAUGUUUGUGUAUUUAUGUAUGUGUGUAUUGGGUUGGUUUGUUUGAUCGAUGACGAGGAUGGUGAUUGUGGUGGUGGAGGUGGAGAUGAGUGUGAUGGAGUUUUGGGUGUGAAGAGGGGCACUCCAUCUCUUGCUUUGUUACAGAAGAGAACAAGGGGGGAGGGAGAAAAAGGCAAGCUUUUCUUGUCUUGCAGAAAAUCCAAUCCCAUUCUUAUUCUUCACCGCUACAUUGGCAGUAAAAGAGGCUAGGACUUGAGUGGGAUUUGAUUUUCCGGUCUUUUGGUGAAGAAGAAGAGAAUAAACAAAGGGUUGGCUUAUGUUAUUUUGUGUUUUUUUUUUUUUUUUGGAUAUUGUUUCUUGUGUAAUUUAAAAGGAUGGGGGAUCAUUUUGUGUUGCUGGUGGAUCGGUUGCUCACCGAGUCCACUCUCGAAGCUGCUAUCGAGAGCAAAAACCAGUGGCAGCAUACCACACCCUGUGGGAGUGAGGAUAUGAUGACUAAUUUUUCUGCCCAUAGGAUGGAUGUGGAUAUUGGACCAUCUCAAAGGAUAUUAGUACAGUGUAGGAUUUGCCAUGAUGAGGAUGAAGACUCCAACAUGGAAGUACCAUGCUCUUGCGCUGGUAGUUUGAAGUAUGCUCACCGUGGAUGUGUUCAACGUUGGUGUAAUGAAAAGGGGAACACCACAUGUGAGAUCUGCCACCAGCAAUUCAGGCCAAAUUAUACAGCACCACCCCCUCUGUUUCAUUAUGGCGGUAUUCCAAUGAAUUUCAGGGGAAAUUGGGAGGUUUCCAGGAGAGAUGCAAAUCACCCUCGCUUUAUAGCAAUGGUUGCUAGCGACCGGAAUUUUCUGGAUACUGACAUUGAUGAGUAUCCAGCUCCCAAUUCAAGAAGUGUGAUAUGCUGCCGGAUAGUUGCUAUAAUUUUCAUGAUCCUCCUGGUUUUGCGGCAUACCUUGCCAAUCAUAAUUAGUGGGGCUGGUGAAUACUCGUUUACACUGUUUACGUUGUUGAUGUUGAGAGCCAUUGGGAUUCUGUUGCCUGUCUAUAUCAUGGUUAAAGCAUGUACCGCCUUUCAACGUCGGCGACACCAACAGGAUGCUCGUAACUUACCAUCUGAUGAAGAAAAUGAAAUGCAGCCCCAGCCACGCAUCAUCCAAAUCCGAUAGGUUAUUUGGAGAAUCAGUUGUAAAAUUACCAAGUUAAUUCUGUAAAUUAUGAGUAAAUGUUUAAUGGGACGUGUAUCUAUGAAGAAUCAAAAGACGAAUGAAUCAAGCAUACAUACAUGUAUAUUACUCCAGUUGAUUUUGCCCA
Molecule: messenger RNA, 1624 nt
Organism: Vitis vinifera (wine grape)
Lineage: Eukaryota; Viridiplantae; Streptophyta; Magnoliopsida; Vitales; Vitaceae
Exons: 9
Coding region: 691-1479 (262 amino acids)
Biological process (GO): protein ubiquitination
Cellular component (GO): membrane
Molecular function (GO): ubiquitin-protein transferase activity; zinc ion binding
Source: RefSeq, a predicted model, not a curated record